Molecule: messenger RNA, 700 nt
Organism: Armigeres subalbatus
Lineage: Eukaryota; Metazoa; Arthropoda; Insecta; Diptera; Culicidae
Exons: 6
Coding region: 225-629 (134 amino acids)
Source: RefSeq, a predicted model, not a curated record
CUGGGAUCUCUCUCAAAAUGGUAAAAGGGGAAUAAGAAAAAGAAGAACGUGAGGAUGAGGAGGAAGAAAUACAACCAACUAGCUUGGCUCUGACGACGACUCCGGCAAUGCAUCAAUGACGGCAUGUUUACAGGUAAGUGUACGGUAGAAAUUAAAAACAACAUUCGCUCUGACGAGGGCACCGACAAGGCAUCAAUGAAGGCAUAAUUACAGGUUAUUUCCGGAUGGAAACGGUGGCGCUACCAAAGAAUUUGCUUUUCUCCUAUGCGGCAGCGAUAACCGGUACAAGAAGGGUCCGUGCCAUCUCUGGCAAUCCGUCGGAGAAAAAGGAUCCAGACUAUUUGUUUUACGUGUUUCUUCAUUGUCGUUGGUGUGUCGAGCUUAUGGAGGAGGUUACGAAUACUAGUUGGAGAAGACACAGUCCGUGUAAGCGAUCAAUAAUCCGCGGAGAAAAGGACAUCCGGGGACCUAGUCACUCAGUUCAUAACCAGUGUUGGGGCCUCAGUGGUUGGUUGGUAAAGGUUUCACACCAAAUCGAGCCGGAAGAUGUGCCCGUUAAAAAUCCGGAGAGUAUAGGCGGUUCUAACGGUGGACACCAUCCCGAAAUCGUUGAAUUUUUACGUCACUAGCCACGGAAUCACUGAUACCCACCCAGUCCUCACGGGAGAGGAUUAAAAGACGAUUUUCUAUAUGAUUAAAA